AUGUCUUCUAUUACGCCUACGAAACUACGCUCGCUCUACCGUUCGUUUCUCCGCGAACUUCCAUCUCGGCCCCUCAUCCAAGAAUCCCGCUCCCCUCUACAAUCCCGCAUUCGCAGGACCAUAGCCUCGGAAACAGGCACGCCAAUCGAGCAAGCAGAGCAAUUCCUACAAUAUGUCAAGGCGCAAAGGAUGUAUGCCACAUUACUUGAGAGAUACAACCCUGGGAUGAAUAUGGAUGAAGAAGAGCGAGUACGUUUGACUGCCAGGAGAGUGGGAAUGGAUCUACCGGAAGAGUUUUCGUAUGGCCAAGAUGGGAAUGGGGGCAAAGUCCAGUGA
This is a messenger RNA of Botrytis sinoallii, 336 nucleotides long. RefSeq lists its product as uncharacterized. The transcript has a single exon. Bases 1 to 336 code for a protein of 111 amino acids. NCBI's taxonomy places the organism in Eukaryota, Fungi, Ascomycota, Leotiomycetes, Helotiales, Sclerotiniaceae. Gene Ontology annotation, biological process: mitochondrial proton-transporting ATP synthase complex assembly. The record is from RefSeq and is a predicted model, not a curated record. Gene Ontology annotation, cellular component: mitochondrial matrix.